Messenger RNA from Magnolia sinica, 937 nucleotides. RefSeq names its product ethylene-responsive transcription factor ERF017-like. The record is from RefSeq and is a predicted model, not a curated record. Gene Ontology annotation, biological process: regulation of DNA-templated transcription. Bases 63 to 644 code for a protein of 193 amino acids. NCBI's taxonomy places the organism in Eukaryota, Viridiplantae, Streptophyta, Magnoliopsida, Magnoliales, Magnoliaceae. Gene Ontology annotation, molecular function: DNA-binding transcription factor activity; DNA binding. The transcript has a single exon.
CCCAGCUCGAGUACGAAUAACGUUUUCCGUUAAGUCUGGGAAUAUUCCGUUAUCUAAGGACGAUGAAAUCCUCUUCGGACAAACGGUCGAAGCCGGAGAGAGGCGAGUCCUCUGCUGGAAGUUCUAGCGGCCGUUAUAAGGGCGUUAGGAUGCGGAAAUGGGGGAAAUGGGUGGCGGAAGUACGGCUGCCGAAUAGCAGAGAGAGGAUCUGGCUCGGGUCUUAUGAUGCGCCGGAGAAAGCGGCAAGGGCGUAUGACGCCGCCGUAUUUUGCUUACGUGGCCCGUCGGCGACAUUCAACUUCCCGGACUCGCUUCCGGACAUCCCGUCCGCGGAGAGCUUGACGUCGGAGGAGAUCGGGAAGGCUGCUAGGAGGUUCGCGCUCGAGGGUUCGGCGGUUGCUCCUUCGGGUCCGGCGCCAUUACCGGACCCGAAGGUGUCGUCAGAGUCUCCGGCGGAGAAUCCUUCGUGCUGGCCGGUGAUGGAUGGGAACUCGGAUCUUGGCCUCUUCGAUUCUCCGUUCGAUGAAUUUCCGACGGGAUGGGUUUUUACUGCGAGAGAGGGGGAGGAAGACGACGAUGACGAUGAUGACCCGCAGAAUGCAGGCGGCGCAUUUUAUCCGUCGCCGGGACUUUGGAGCUUUUGAUGCGCACUGCACCAUGUUUGUUGUACUGCAGGAGGACCUUUUGCAUUGAGGAGAUAUGAAAUGAUCCGUUGCUCUGAGAUCACUAUAAUACGGUACUCCCAUUGACUAAAGGACACUUGGACGGAUCCCAUCCAUUCAUCCGUACUGUAUAUUAGGUCCACUACAAAUUUUCUGUACUCCAUGAUGAAAAUUACAUUGAUCGUCUGAUUCCAUCCAUCAAUUUAAUAUUUCAAAAUUGGACGGUAAAGAUUUCUUAUGGAAAAGUAGUUAAGUCAAAUAAGAACUUAAAGAUG